CUAGCGAGAGGCGGGGCUGUGGAGCGGCAGAGAGUUUCGACUUGCUGCCGCGGCGGCUGCAUCUCUGCGGGCUUCAACGGUUAUCCCUUAAAGGCUCCGGGUGCCUGGGUUGUUUUUUUUUCUAUAACGAAAAGCGUUUUAAAAGAAAACGACAACUUGGUCUUAAGUUGUGGUGAGUGAGUCCUUUUUGAAGUCCGGACUGCCCCUCUCAAAGGCUCUUCUGCUCGGACUCGGUGUAAAUCUGUAGACUGUCACCGACAGGUAUUGUGGUGGGAGGAAUAGAAAAAUGAAACAAUAACAUUUUGUGAGAGGCCAUUGUCAUGGCAGCGAUACCUGAACCUUACAGCCAUGUGUUGGCAGAGUUUGAAUGUCUUAGUCCCCUGCUUUCUGCUCUCAGGCUGGAUUCCAGUCGUCUGAAGUGUACAUGUAUAGGAAUUUCUCGAAAAUGGUUAGCACUAGGCAGUUCAGGUGGAGGCCUAAAUCUCAUCCAGAAGGAUUGUUGGAAACAGAGGCUUUUCCUCACUCAUAAGGAAGGUGCCAUUUCCUAUGUUGCCUUUUGUUUACAUGAUGAAGAUUAUGUUGCUGUCGCUACCAGUCAAGGCCUUGUUGUUGUAUGGGAAUUAAAUCAAGAGCGUCGUGGGAAGCCAGAGAGGAUUUAUAUCUCUUCUGAGCACAAAGGCAGAAAAGUAACAGCGCUUUGUUGGGAUACUAAUGCACUCCGUGUUUUUGUUGGUGAUCAUGUGGGGAAAGUGUCUGUGAUCAAGAUUAAUUCCUCCAAACAAGGAAAGGCUGCUACUGCAUUUGUGAUGUUUCCCAUUCAUAUUAUAACCACGGUUGAUUCUCGUGUGGUUCAGCUUGAUUAUCUAGAUGGCAGAUUGCUUAUCUCUUCUCUUACACGCUCUUACUUAUGUGACACGGAGAGGGAAAAGUUUUGGAAAAUUGGAAAUAAGGAAAGAGAUGGUGAAUAUGGAGCUUGUUUUUUUCCGGUUGGAAAGAGUGGGGCAAAUCAACAGUCAUUGAUAUAUUGUGCACGGCCUGGUUCACGGAUAUGGGAAGUGAACUUUGAAGGGGAAGUGCUGAGUACACAUCAGUUCAAACAGUUGUUGUCAUCGCCGCCUCUUCCUGUAAUUACUAUCAGGGAGGAUCCAGAGUAUAACGCUUCUGCACGCUCUCCUCAGUCCUUGGCAUUCCCCAAGCUGCUUUAUUUAAGUGAGCACUGUAUAAUGACAUGGACAGAAAGAGGCAUUUAUAUUUUCAUUCCUCAGAAUGUCCAAGUUCUCCUCUGGAGUGAAGUGAAAGACAUCUAUGAUAUUGCAAUAUAUAAAAAUGAACUCUUCUGCUUACAUACCAAUGGAAAAGUCUCUCAUCUCUCCCUUCUGACAAUUGAAAAAUGUGUGGAACGAUUGCUUAGAAGAAGUUUUUGGACUCUUGCAGCCAAAAUGUGCUGUCUUUUCCAGAAUUCUAUUGUUUUGUGUCGGGCAAGAAAGCUUCUUCCUGUAGAUAAGCUGGAACAUCUAAAGUCACAGCUGAAUCUGUCAACAGAAACUGAUCUCAUUACUCAACUUGAAGAACUGAUCUCAAAACUUGAGCCUUUAGAUUCUGCAUGCAGCAGCAGAAGAAGCAGUAUUUCUUCACAUGAGAGUUUCAACAUAUUAGAUUCUGGAAUUUAUCGUGUUAUUAGUAGAAGAAACAGUCAGUCUGAUGAAGAUUCUUGUUCCUUACAUAGCCAAACCUUAUCAGAAGAUGAAAGGCUAAAAGAAUUUCACAUACAGCAGGAAGAAGAACAGCUUGAACAAGACAGCAUAUCUCAUGCUUCUCUGGUGGUGGACAAUGUUCGGAAUGAGACUUUUCUUCCAUUCAGUAUUCCAUUGUCAUUCCGUUCCCCAUCUCCUCUCGUCUCCCUUCAAGCUGUUAAGGACAGUGUUUCUAGUUUUGUACGGAAAACCACAGAAAAGAUUGGUACUCGUCAUCUGAAUCCUGAUAGAAUAAGACAAGAUGUUAAAGAUGAAGAGCCACUCUCAGAAAUGCCUACCAGAUUAGAAGCUCAGCCUCUGGAAAAAGAAGUUGAGCUACAGAGCCAGUCUCCGGAAGAGGAUUACCUUAAAGACCUCAAAGCAGUAACUACAGAAACUCUGUCCAGACUCCAGGAUCCACUUGUUUUGUUACAACCACAAAACUUGAGGGCAAUUUUGCUGGAUUGGAUUCCAUUUCUUGAAGAAACCUGUGGAUUAACAACAGCUGUUAUUUUAAAUAACGAGACAACUGAGGGAGACAAAGAAAGGCCUUUUCAAUCUGAAGACAGAACGUUUCAAGAAGAUGCGCUAAAGGAUCAACACAAUGAGCCCAAAGAUAAGGAAGUGAACACAGUAUUGGGAAUAAAUGGUGAAAGUGAAAAUCCAAAUACAGUACAGGGUGAAACUAGGGAAGAAAAUACUAAUUCAGUUACAAAUUAUCAGGCUGAUAAUGUACUACACGAACAGCCUUUGAGGACAGAGACCAUUUUCAAUCAGCCGUACCAGAUUAAUCCCCCAUUUUUUAUAGCACAGAACAUUAAAAAAGACCUGACAGAGCUGACAACUUUAUGUUUUGAAUUAAAUGUAUAUGAAAGUUCACAAGUAAAUAAUGAGCCAGGUGUGUUACCCGAUGGUUCAUGUGCCCUGGCUUCUAAGUUCAUUAGAGACUAUUUUUUCCUCCUUGAUUUAGAAAGGUUGAAGAGGUGUAUUAUUACCUGUCAUAACAAUCAUCCUGAAGUCUGGGAUGUCUAUGUGGAAGGUCUGAAAGAACUGACUUUGACUAGCCCUGUGACAGUGGCCCUUGAAAACGGAGAUAUGUUUAAAACACUGAAGUUGCUAGUUGAUUUAGGGCCUUGGGAUGCUCCUGUUUUGCUGGCACAUGCUGAAAGGCUUUAUAAAAAAUUCAGAGAAACUUCUCUAAGGCCUUUGACCCGGUUCUACCCUUUGAUUGGACCUUCAGAUAUCAAGCAAAUUUGUAAAAAUAAUCCUGAACAUUUUCUAGCAUAUUUAGACAGCCUUAUAAAAUCAAAGGCUGAGGAUGAACGCUUGUCAUUCCUUAGAUCUCUUCUCCAUCCUGAUUCGUUACAAUUGGAGUGGCUGUGUUUGGCAAUGUGUCAUGAUGCCCCGCAUAAAACAAGCACAAUGGAUGCUCAAGGAAAUCCACGGCCACAUUCUCAUUUGUUUACUUGGGGGUAUAAUCAACUGAUUGUACUUUUACUUAAUCUUCCGACUGAUGUUGUAAGGAAGGAGAAAAUGACUGAUAUAUGUCAAAGCAAUGGCUUCUGGCCUGGAUAUCUUUCUCUCUGUUUGGAGUUGGAUAGAAGAUCAGAAGUAUUUACAAAAAUUGUUCAUUUGGAUGACAUGGAGUUAUUGAAUACCAAAGACGGAACCAUUCCGAAGACAAUAGAAGAAUGGAAGUUCCUUCUUUGCCUCGUGAAGAGUCAUCACAACAUCCAUGUUUCACAAAGGGACACAGCUGUUACUAAUGGUACUCCUGAAUGGUCAAAUUCUAUUACUGUUGAAAAUGUUGCACUCCUUGCAGCCAGAAUAAUUGGUCCAGAUCGCUCUUUGCAGAUGUUACAGGAAUGUGAUUUGAUAGCGGAAUUAUCAGAAAGAUUUGCCAAGAUUUGUGAGAUACUAAGAAUUGCUGAAAAACGGCAAAGAGCCCUGAUCCAGUCCAUGCUAGAAAGAUGUGACCGAUUUCUGUGGUCUCAACAAGCAUAAAAGCACCCUGGAUUGUAAAGAUUGACAAGAAUCAUUUUUCUUACGUUGCAUCAUUUUAAAGAAAAAUCUUCCUGUAUAGAAAAGGCGCAGUAAUGAAUAUAAUAAAGCUUUGUUUUUUAUUAUAUAUCUGUUCAAUAUUAGAGAGUAUAUUCCCAAUUAUUUAUAAGUGUUGUGUUGCAUGACAUUAUUAUGAAAAAGACGGAAAAUCAUUAUAUGCUUUUAUAUGUAUUUUUUCAACUAAUGCGAACAGGCAGAUGAAGAUGAAAUUCUUUAUUCUUAUUAUGUACUAUAUAUGUACUAAGUCCGUAAUGGCAAACCUAUGGCACGUGUGCUGGAAGUGGCACACGGAGCCAUGUCACCUGGCAUGUGCACAUUUCUCUGAUGCGCUUGUGCAUGUGACAAUCAGCUGGUCUUUGUGCAUGUGGCAGUGCUGGAAACUGGAAGAGCUGGUCUUCCAUUUUCUGGUGUGAACAUGCAUGCUGGCCAGCUGAUCAUCACCUGCGCAUGGGCGGCAGUAACCAGACGACUUGCUGGCCAGUGUGCAUGCGCCCCCUCUGGAAACCGGAAGUACCUUAUCCGGCGUGCGAAUGCCCCCUGGGCAGUUCCUGUUCCUGGUUGUGGGCCUGAUGAGCGUGUUCGAAGGGCUCCCUUUUUGGCACUUGGUGCCGCCAACGUGCAUGUUCUCUCUUUUCGGCACUUGGUGCUGAAAAGAUUCACCAUCACUGUACUAAGUGUUACAUUUGGUUAUAUUAAAAUACUGAAUUAUUAUCAACUUUUCUGUUUUAUUUUUAAAUAAAACAGCUUGCAAAUGAAUAUAAUUACAACCACUUUAUCAUUAAAAAACAUGUACUUUCUGAAUUAAACUGAAACCUUUGGCAUGGUGCAUUGUUCAGUUAAGCAUUUUAUGAUUGUAUCUAACAUUCCACAUAUGUAAAAAUAUUGUGAUAUGUUACUAGUUAUAUUAAAAAAUGAAAGAAGUAAUUAAUAGAAUUAAGCAGCAAUACUAAUAUAAUUCCAAACAGACGUUCAUGUAACUUACAUAUAUUUAUAAUUUGCCUAUUUCAGCAUUUAGUGAAUUGGUACAAUUCACUGUGGAAUGAGGAAAAAAAAUACCCACAUUUUUCUAAAAACAUGUCUGAGAGGUGGGGUAGGAAAGAGGACUUGUCUUACUUGGAUUUUCGAAAAAUUGAAGAUAUUGCUAGUAGAUAAAUGAAACUUUCUUACCUUGCAUAUGAUUGUGUUUUUCAUGUAUGCACUUAUAAUGGUUUGAAUAAGCAUCUAAAUUAUGCUUUUAUAUGAUCCGUGACAUGGACCAUGUACUACUGUACAAAUUUUUGUUUGUUGCUAAGGUAAUGAUUUUUGGUCUUGGUAGCUAGGGAAGGGAAAGAUUAAUCAUAAAUUUAUUAUGAUUAGUCUUGCAUUUUAUUAAAUUGAAUUAAAUUUGCACCAUCUUUAUUGUCUAGUUUACAGCAUUUCAAGGACAGACAUUUCAUUCUCCUACUUAUGUGUUUCAGGGUAGAAAGUGUGCAGUAAUGUCUUUUUCUCUUAGGUUGAAUAAAGCAAAAGAAAGGAAAUUUGUUACAGAGCGCUAAAUAAAAAAGACCUUAUUACUAUAGCCACAAUCCAAAGAAUCCCAUUCCCACAUGCAGUGGCUGAUCUAUGCUUCAUCUCCAUAGACACAUAGCAGCUUAUUGUUUUAUUUUGGGGAGGUUUUUGAUGGAACCAGGGGGUAAGCUAGAGCCACACUGUUUAACCCUUGAAAUCUGGGCUCACCCUGUUGUAUAAAUGAGUACUACCUCAAGUUUGUUUUAAGACUGAUUCAUAUGCACAGGGAGUUCAUGAAAUAGUACGAAUAUUUUGCACUGCAUUCUAUUUUCAAAAUUAUUACUUUUAGUGUAUGUCUUAUCUGUCUUCUAUUUUUACAAGAAACUAUUGAUUAACAAGCACUCAGUAUUACUUGUAAGCAUUUUGAUAUUAACAGAAAUCUGGAAUCAUGUUCUGUUUUUUUACCUAACCUGAUGUUUAAUAAAGUUAAUACAAUUUC
Ahaetulla prasina is the source of this 5781-nucleotide messenger RNA. It is a transcript of the gene HPS5, whose product is annotated as HPS5 biogenesis of lysosomal organelles complex 2 subunit 2. Lineage: Eukaryota; Metazoa; Chordata; Lepidosauria; Squamata; Colubridae. The transcript has 23 exons. Bases 321 to 3737 code for a protein of 1138 amino acids. Gene Ontology annotation, biological process: developmental pigmentation. Gene Ontology annotation, molecular function: protein binding. Gene Ontology annotation, cellular component: cytoplasm. The record is from RefSeq and is a predicted model, not a curated record.